This is a messenger RNA of Trachymyrmex septentrionalis, 3941 nucleotides long. Its product is annotated as formin-2-like. The transcript is spliced from 11 exons. Gene Ontology annotation, cellular component: cytoplasm; cytoskeleton. Gene Ontology annotation, molecular function: actin filament binding. Gene Ontology annotation, biological process: actin filament network formation; cortical actin cytoskeleton organization. Lineage: Eukaryota; Metazoa; Arthropoda; Insecta; Hymenoptera; Formicidae. Bases 154 to 3903 code for a protein of 1249 amino acids. The record is from RefSeq and is a predicted model, not a curated record.
UUUCCAGUGACACGCGCGAACUGCGCGAUGCGACGUGUAAUAUGUUGAUGAUACUGUCGGAACGCGAGAAAAUCAGCGGUCGACGCGCGGCGAGAGAGUUUGAACGACGACGCCGUGAUCGCGGGUGCCGCAACUCCCGAUUAUCGACCACGGAUGCAAGCCCACCAUGGUCAAGGCGCAGCCGCGACCCAGGCGCGGUCGCCGCGAUCAAAGCUGUCGGAUUUCUUACACCUCUGGGUCAACAACAUCCGACUGCUCUACUCCUGGGGCAACCUAGAGAGCCUGACACCACAACUGCCUAGCACGAUGGGUAAUCUACAGAGCGAUAGUAAGAAGAAGCAGAAGAAGAAGGAUGCUGCGCCACCGAUACCAACGUCCGUGUCCACGGAUAUCGAACCCGAGACGACCGAGGACCAGAGGAAGGAGAAGCGGGACCAACCGUCCGCAGUUCCGGAAAGGCGUGAUGAACCUCAUGAGCCGAUCAAGAUCAGCUUUGAGAAAGUACAUACGCCGGGGCAUGUCAAAAGACCGGCACCGCCGCCACCGAUGGUGGUGUUAUCCAAAGACACGCAGGAGAGUGUAGAGCCUGAAUGUCGCAAAGAUACUGUAAUAACAGCGAAGCCAUGCGUAACAACAACGGAGUCUUUCCGCUCAAGUACCACGACAUCAACGACGACACCAGCUCAGACGCCGACGACACCGCAGACGACCCAGCUGCCACCAUUGUUGGUGACCGAUUCAUGGCGUUUGGCGAAUAAGAGCUUAGUCGUUACGGAAAUGCCGACGCCGCCCAGCCAGGAAUCCUCGAGCGAUAGUGUCUUUACUGAUCCUGGAGAGCUUACUAUGAGUCCGGUCACAGCAGGCACGAGACCGGAAGUGAUGAAACGUAAACCUAUCCUGGAGACGAUCGAUAGUAAGGAAGAGAAAACUUCGUUCAUGAUCUCGAAGCAUAAGAAGAUCCAUCUCUCAGUGAUGAGUCCCCGAAUAAGCAAAACGUCGAGUGAAAAGAAUGCAGUAUCGGGACCGAGUUCGCGCACUUUACAGAGGCGACACAGCGUCUACGAGUCUUCUGCAAGCGAAAACAGAGUGUUAAGAAGAGUGGCUAGUUUGACCUUGGAUCGAAAUAGCGCCAAGAAGAAAAGAAGCUCUAAAAGUAUCACCUGCCAAAAGACGGAUCGCUACAAGCAAUCCGAAGAACAAGAACUGCCAAUUUGUUUGACCUCUGCGCUACCAGACAAAGGUGCGAAGAAAAACUUUACGUCCAUGAUAGAUCGGACAGACAUCUGCGCUUUGUCAAAUGAACUUCAUUCAGCUCGAAAAUCGAGUCAAGUUUGCUGUGAACACUCCAUGCUUAAGGAUACUUAUUCAUACGAGGAAGAGGUAAAGAAGCUGAGAGAUGAAAUCAAACGGCUGCGCGAGAUAUCUACAGACCGGCAGAUAAUCACUAAAGGCCAAUCUACUCAAACAUCACCAACAAGUACAUCACCGGUUGAUGGAAACGUCAGUGAAACAAGCAACUUAAAUGCUGGAUCAUCAACGAUUAGAAGUGACGUCACGAAUCUCGAUCAAGCCAAGAUGACUCUUGCGCUUUCCUCCACAUCAAUCGACAUGGUCGAUCGGUCAUGCUUAUCACAUAGCAGUCAAGCACUUAGUGAAAAUCCAGCAUCGUAUCCAACGCCAAUACCUGCUCCAUUAUCACUGGAGGCAUUCUCGAAACGCAGAUCUAUAACGACGUCUUUUAUCCCACCGCCUCCGCCACCGUCGUCUCCAUUUACGCUUGCCACGUCGGUGCGUGACAGCGAAAGGACAGUUUCAGCAUCAUCAACAAAAUUGAUGGACGCUUCUCCUAGGAUACCGACACCACCGCCGCCACCUCCCCCCAUGUCGGCGCAAAGUAUUAUGAGUACAUUGCCAUCCCCGCCGCCUGCCCCAUCUCCACCACCACCCACGCCGAUGUUGAAUACUACAAUACCUAUUCCUCCACCUCCGCCUAUGCAGGUCAUCAUAAACGCGAUAUCUCCGCCGUCUCCUCUACGAAACACGAUACCGCCACCGCCACCUCCGCCACCACCUCCGCCCCCGUUUCCGUUCAAACCGGUGCAGAACGAUGAGAUUGGCAUACCUCCUCCUCCUCCACCGCCACCACCUAUGCUUCCUCAAAGUGCAACGUGUGAGAUGUCUUCUAUGAAAAUUAUCAUACCUCCACCGCCACCACCGCCGUCUACACCGAUAUUAAACACAUGCGGGAUACCACCGCCGCCUCCUCCACCACCAUCACUUGCGGGCGUUACUGGCGCGAUACCUCCACCGCCACCGCCGUUACCUGGAAUGGAGCAGAAUUCUAUGACUGGUCCACCACCACCGCCACCGCCUCCAGGUAUGCCUAUGCAGGGUGGUAUACCUCCACCGCCUCCUAUUGGAGGUUCAGGUGCGGGUCCUCCACUACCGCCUCUGGCACCGCCGCCACCCCCGGGAGCAAUGGGACCUUGUCCUUUACCCGCUCCACCAAUCGGAGGAUGGAACCCGCCGAGCAGAGCCAUUAUGAGAAAGCAACCUUUAAAUCCUGACGUGCCUAUGAAGCCAUUAUACUGGACGAGGAUUUUGGUACCAGUUACUGCGACCAGUCAAACUUCAUCAAGUACUUCAGAUUUAUCACCACAGGUGCCUCUGUGGUUAGAACUUGCCGAGGAGGAGAAUUUAAACAUGAAAGAGUUUGCUAAUUUAUUUUCAAGGCAGGUGAGAGAAAGGAAUCCGACCAAGAAAAAUGAAGGGACACCUCUCAAAAGUUCUAAGAUCCAACCUGCAAAAAUAUUAGAUUCGAAACGCUCAAAGAUGGUCGGAAUCCUUGAAAAGAGUCUGCACAUUGAUUUUAGCGAGAUCGAGAAUGCGGCUUAUAAUUUAGACACGAGUGUGAUUAGUUUAGAAGCAUUGCAACAGAUCUACGAAAUUAAACCGACGCAAAAGGAAAUAGAAGAAAUUGCAGCUCAUGAAGCAAUUUUUCCGGACAUUCCUCUCGAUCAACCGGAAUUAUUUCUCAAACGGCUGUCUGGUAUAAAGCAUUUCUCUGAAAGGAUAGCCUGCCUGAUGUUGCAAUCGGAAUUCCAGGACGCGAUAUCAUCAGUGUCGUAUAAAUUGAACAAUGUGCGAACUACCUGUGAUUUUCUGAUCAAUUCUGAGCCUCUAAGAAAAGUAAUAGCGAUCAUACUGACUUUGGGCAAUUAUAUGAAUGGCGGAAAUAUGUUGCGCGGCCAAGCCGAUGGCUUCGGCUUAGAAAUUCUCAGCAAGUUGAAAGACGUAAAAUCUAACGUACCUGGCGUCACCUUGUUGCACUACGUCGUCAAUGCAAAAUUGUCCCAGGAAAAGGAGCAUAAUUUCGACGAGCUAUUGCCUUUACCUGUUCCUGAACCGGCUGACGUAGAAGCGGCAUCCACAAUCAAAUUCGAUGAGAUCGCUAAAGAACUGGAUAGAUUAGAUAGAGAAUUACAAUCGUGUGCACAAAUGUGUAGUACAAUUGUGGAAGCAGAUCCAUCUACGUCCAAAAUAUUCAAAAAGAAAGUAGAUUCAUUUCUAUCAAGGGCGAAUACCGAAUUGGCGAGCGAAAAAGAAGAUUUAUUGGAGGCUAAAAACAAAUUCAAAGCUGUGAUGAAGUUCUAUCAAUUUAUUCCUAAAGGCUCCACCCUGGAGACUGCAGAACCUUACGACUUCUUUAAUCUAUGGCUUAGUUUCUGUCGUGACUUUAAGGAUAUCUGGAAGAGGGAACAGCAACGAAUACGAAAGGAACAACUGGAGGCAAUUCGUAAAAAGUUCGAAAACAAACCCGAAGUUGUAAGAGUAAAAUUAAAUCCGCACGGAUUGAAAGCAAAACUACAAAAACUUACACAUAAGAAGCAGACUCAAAGGUAGUCUUGUCGAAAUGUCCACAAAUUAAUGAUUUGAAGUUG